This is a messenger RNA of Lathyrus oleraceus (garden pea), 477 nucleotides long. Its product is annotated as E3 ubiquitin-protein ligase SDIR1. The coding region runs from base 64 to 477 and encodes 137 amino acids. Gene Ontology annotation, molecular function: ubiquitin protein ligase activity. The transcript has 5 exons. NCBI's taxonomy places the organism in Eukaryota, Viridiplantae, Streptophyta, Magnoliopsida, Fabales, Fabaceae. Gene Ontology annotation, biological process: ubiquitin-dependent protein catabolic process; protein ubiquitination. The record is from RefSeq and is a predicted model, not a curated record.
CAUGCAACACGUCCUAGUAAUUCCAACUCACUCACUUUUCUCGUAACAGUUCUCCUGUUAUUCAUGAUACUGAACUCCCACCAGAUGUCACCAAAUUUUCUGCUCUGGCUAGUGCUUGGUGUUUUUUUGAUGGCUACAAUGCUAAGGAUGUAUGCGACAUGUCAACAGCUUCAAGCCCAGGCCCAAGCUCAUGCAGCAGCAGCCAGUGGCCUUCUUGGCCACACAGAACUACGGUUGCAUAUGCCUCCAUCGAUAGCACUUGCAAGCCGAGGGCGUCUGCAGGGUCUCAGACUUCAGCUGGCACUUCUUGAUCGGGAGUUUGAUGAUCUAGAUUAUGAAACUUUAAGAGCUCUGGAUUCGGAUAAUGUUUCUACUGCACCUUCUAUGACUGAAGAAGAGAUAAAUGCUCUUCCAGUUCACAAAUACAGGGUUUCUGUUCCCCAAAAUUAUCUUGAAGAGCAUAUUGAAAUAAGCUAA